AUGGUGGCAGAAGACCAUGUGGCACCAUAUGGUUCAAAUCUAAGUUUAUCGGUUGAAGUUGCUGAUGAUGAUGAUGAUGAUGAUGAUGAUGGUAAUGAUGAUGAUCAUAAUGAUGAUGAUGAUAAUGAUGUGAAUUUUCGUUUUUUCGUUCCACCGAAGGAGCUAGUCAAUGAAGCUGUGAUUACUCCAGCUGAGACAAAGUCUGUAAUCAAUAUUUUCAAGCAACCGAAUAAUCCAACGCCCGAACAGAUGGAAGCGCUUGUUAAAGAAUUACAGUCAAAUGCAAGGAAGCCUCCCCAAGCAGUUUCUGUUACUUUUGAAUCUCCAUCUGAGAAUGAUAAAGAUGAACCAAAUGCCUCCCUGAUGCCAAAGAAGCGAAGACAGAGAGAUCCAAGGUCGGGAGUGCUUAUCACUAAGCCAGUUCGUGAAGAUGUUCAAAGCCUAAUCGUUGAACCAGCCCAGGUUCUUGAAGUUGUUCAAAGUCCUAUCACUGAACCACCCCAAAAUGAUCGAGAUGAACAAGGGCCAAUCUUUGAUGAAGACUUCUUGGUUGAUGAAGAAGUUUUUUCCUCAGGAAGUUCAUCUGAUCCACCACGUCCAGAGCACGAUGUUACAUCUAUUAAGCUAGCCAAACUUCUUGCUUUUCAAGACUCUAUUCCUCAGUCAAGAGGAAACGAAUCCAUUGAAAAGGAUCUGCUGAUUGGGAAGUUGGAUGUGAGAGUUUCGAAACUUGAAAAGGAGAAUUCUCAUAAGAAUAAACAAAUCUCUAAACUUCAAGCCAACCUUGGCGGGCUGACAGCUUUCUACUUCGAUCUCAAAGAUAAACUAAUUAGAAAGUUUGGUGAUAAAGUCCAGAUGUCCAGUUCUGAUGAUGGAAAUGCUCCUGAGGCAUCUAAACGGGUGGUGAUUAGUCUAGCUCCGGAUUCCAACAUUGAUCAAUUUGUCUUCUUGCCCAGUUAUAGCUGA
Molecule: messenger RNA, 966 nt
Organism: Lactuca virosa
Lineage: Eukaryota; Viridiplantae; Streptophyta; Magnoliopsida; Asterales; Asteraceae
Source: the annotation of a GenBank genome assembly